Molecule: messenger RNA, 2882 nt
Organism: Nerophis ophidion (straightnose pipefish)
Lineage: Eukaryota; Metazoa; Chordata; Actinopteri; Syngnathiformes; Syngnathidae
Gene: galt
Product: galactose-1-phosphate uridylyltransferase
Exons: 10
Coding region: 287-1315 (342 amino acids)
Biological process (GO): beta-D-galactose catabolic process via UDP-galactose, Leloir pathway
Cellular component (GO): cytoplasm
Molecular function (GO): UDP-glucose:hexose-1-phosphate uridylyltransferase activity; zinc ion binding
Source: RefSeq, a predicted model, not a curated record
UGGAGGGGAGGAGGUGAAAAAGAAACAUCCACUUUUUUACCGCUUUCUUUUAAUUUGAAUUCACUAAAAAUCAUCAUAUUUCGUUUUUUAUACUCUUUUUUUAAUAAUGUACGAGACAUACCCACUUUUGUUGAACCUUUAUGUUAUGUUUUCAAGUGAGCGUUGACAGGAAAUGGUACGAUCCAGUUAGUCAGGAAGUAGGCGAAGGGGUAAAGUGUUUACAUUUUCACUACUAGUUAAGUUCACUACUAUUUAAGUUCUUGUGACUUCUCACAACCUUUUCAACAUGAGUGUCCCCGAAAUCCAUUUUGAUUACAAAGAGCACCAGCACCUGCGUUACAACCCUCUGAAGGACUCCUGGGUCCUGGUCUCAGCCCACCGCAUGAGGAGACCCUGGGCUGGUCAGCUGGAAAAACCUCCUGAAGAACACGUACCCAGAUAUGAUCCCCGCAAUCCACUCUGUCCUGGAAACACACGUGCUAAUGGGGAGGUGAAUCCAGACUAUAAAAGCACUUUUGUAUUUGAAAAUGACUUCCCUGCCCUCCAGCCAAAUGCUCCAGCUCCUGGUGGUUCAGACCAACAUCCAUUGUUCCAGUCUAAAGCUGCCAGAGGGGUGUGUAAGGUCAUGUGUUUCCAUCCCUGGUCUGAUGUCACACUCCCUCUCAUGAACAAAGAAGAGGUUGUCAAGGUGAUUGACAAGUGGGCAGAGCUUGUGGAAGAACUAGGUGCCACCUACCCCUGGGUUCAGGUGUGGGCCAGCAACUUCCUACCAAGUGAGCCAGCUCUGUCAGAUCGCUGUCAGAGAGCGUUUUAUGAAAAACACAAAGAGCCGCUGCUGCUGCAAUACGCCAAGCAAGAAACUGAGAAAAAGGAGCGCUUGGUGGUGAUGAAUGCUGACUGGCUGGCUGUGGUGCCUUAUUGGGCGACGUGGCCCUACCAGUUGCUGCUCUUACCUCGACGACACGUCCUCAGAAUAAAUGAACUCACCACAGAGGAGAGGGGAAGUCUCGCUGACAUCAUGAAGCAGCUGCUGACCAAGUACGACAACCUCUUCGAAGUGUCUUUUCCCUACUCCAUGGGCUGGCAUGGAGCUCCGACUGGCCCACACUUAAAAGAAGACAACUCCCACUGGCAGCUGCACGCUCACUACUACCCUCCUCUGCUGCGCUCCGCCACCGUCAAGAAGUUCAUGGUGGGCUAUGAGAUGCUCGCCCAGGAGCAGAGAGACCUCACUCCUGAACAGGCAGCGGAGAAGCUCCGGGAUCUGCCAGAUGAGCACCAUAAAGACAGAGAAGAACAAAGGGAAGGUAGAUAAAGGACCAUGUCUGGUGGAAAAAAGGAAGAAAAAAAAUCUAGUUUGGAUACAAUGUAUUUUCCAUACAGAAUUUAAUUUCCUUUAUUUGGUCUGAAAAUGUUAGUGAUGUUUCGAUCAGAUUCCCAUACCAAUCAUCCCCAAGUGAGAUUGGCCGAUACCAGUGAUAAUAUCACUCACAUGUAUUAUUGUGUUUAACAAUAUCACUGCCCGCUAACUGCAAACAAACAGAGCUAAGCUGAUCCUGCUAUGUCUGGGUACACAUCGCAACAGGCACCGCCUUUUAAAAUCACACACACACACACACACACUCUGGUCUCAUGAAACAUUUCAACUGCUUAUGCCUGAUAUUUUGUUUUAUUUUAAGAGGAUCAAUAUUUCAAUUAGUAAUUAGAUUACCUUUUGCCAAAGUUACAAGUAACUAUAAUAAAUAACUUUUUAAAAGUAAUAUUUCAAACGAUGAUUGUAGUACAUAUAAGGCAUAAAUAACAUUUCAUUUAGGCCAAAAAUGUGUAAAACUGGCUUAAAAUAAAAAAGGGGGGGAAUGUGAUAAAGUAAAAUCGCUAAAUGUGAAUGAAUGAAUGAAUGAAGGAAUGAAUGGUUUAUUUUGAGCCAUGCAAACAAAACAAGAGAAUGACAUAAAAUACAAAAUAAAUAUAUAAAUACAUUAUUUUUACACCUACAUUGAAAACAUUACAUGUGACUAAUCUUUUGUAGAUGUCAAGAUUGGCUCAAAAGGGAGUGGAAAGAAGUAAACUUAUUAGGUCCCACCCCUAUAAAUGUAAAGCAGGAUGUGGCCAAGGAUGAGUAAUAGUCACACUGGCAUGUUGUCUUAAUGGUAAUUGUUUGUUUUUAUAUGUUUUACAUUGUUUUUUAUGAAUUGUCUAUAAUCUAAAUCCAAUCCACAGACAAUUGCACACAGCACUAUCACAGUCGGAAUCAUGACUCCCACAUGUGUUACUAUUUUUAUUUCUUUCUGUAUUUUUGUCAUAUGUUAAACUGAAUGUGACAAUCUCAUUUCCCUUCUCUCUAACUGAAAUUAAAAUAAACAUGAUUGGAGUCCUUCCAAACUCUUCCAAACAAGAAGUGUAAUAUUCAAUUUAGUAUAUGUUAACUUAGUUUUGCCCUGAUCCCUGAAAUAAUGUGACGAUGCAUGACCAAAAGAAGUAUCGUAUUUUUCGGAUUAUAAAUCGCUCCGGAGUAUACGUCGCACUGGCCGAAAAUGCAUAAUAAAGAAGGAAAAAAACAUAUAUAUGUCGCAUUUUUGGGGGAAAUUUAUUUGAUAAAAUCCAACACCAAGAAUAGACAUUUGAAAGGCAAUUUAAAAUAAAUAAAAAAUAGUGAACAACAUGAGUAAGUGUACGUUAUAUGACGCAUAAAUAACCAACUGAGAAGGUGCCUAGUAUGUUAACGUAACAUUAUGGUAAGAGUCAUUCAAAUAACUAUAACAUAUAGGACAUGCUAUACGUUCACCAAACAAUCUGUCACUCCUAAUCGAUAAAUCCCAUGAAAUCUUUUUCCUCUAUGUCGCUUCUAAACAACUCUGCCAACUCCUAAAGUAUGCGCCGUU